Molecule: messenger RNA, 1134 nt
Organism: Aureococcus anophagefferens
Lineage: Eukaryota; Pelagophyceae; Pelagomonadales; Pelagomonadaceae
Exons: 2
Coding region: 1-1134 (377 amino acids)
Molecular function (GO): protein binding
Source: RefSeq, a predicted model, not a curated record
AUGCCGGGGCUCGGGUACGGCGGCCACGGCCAGCACUUCGUGGACUACGGCCACUACGAGGAGUUCGAGGACCUCGGCGUGGGCCCCGCGGAGUACGGCGACGUGUCGCUGUCGUUCCGGGGGCUGCCCAUGGUCUUCGUCUUCGCGGCGGCCUUCGUCGCCACGGGCUACUACCUCCUCUUCGUCUUCGACCCGCGCGGGAAGAAGCGGGCCUACGCGGAGACGGCGAAGGCGCAGCUCGAGAGCGCCUGGCCGGCGGCGAAGGAGGAGGAGGAGGAGGACGGCGGCGGCGGCGACCGGGAGGCCGCGGACCCGCGGACGCGCGCGAUCGUGAGCUGCAUGCUCAUGGACAACCCCCAGGGCCGCAUCGGCGGGUCCAUGGUCUUCAACGACGCGUCGGGGGACGUGUGCCUCUACGGCGGGCUGGGCGGCGACGGGUUCCUCGACGACGAGCACGUCUACGACGGCGAGGACGGCGCGUGGGUGGCCAUGUCGCAGAACAAGGGCGGCCCGGAGGCGCCGGGGCCCCGGGCCUUCCACGCCAUGCUCUACCUGGGCUCCGUCGUCCUCGUCUACGGCGGCGCGACGGAGGCGCGGCGCACGUACAAGGGGAACCGGAAGGUCGAGGACUACGACGAGGCCGCGUACCUGCUGAAUUUGGAGUCGGGCGAGUGGUUCAAGCCCGAGAUCGCCGGCGCGCCGCCGCCGGCGCGCGCGGCGCCGGCGCUGGCCGUCUACAAGGACGAGGCCGUCGUCGUCUUCGGCGGGCGGACGGCCUCGGGCUUCGCGAACGACGUCUGGAAGCUCCAGUUCCCGCGGCCCGAGGACCCGGACGAGGCCGCGACGCUCGCCUGGAAACGCGUACACAUCGACGACCCGAAGCCGCCCGGCCGCGACGGCCACGCGGCGGUGAUCGUCGAGGAGCAGCUCGUCGUCUUCGGCGGCGGCGACGAGGCGGGCGGGGCGCUGUGCCCGCCGGACGCGUUGGAGGUGCUGGACCUGUCGCGGAACACCUGGGGCCUCGUCGAGUACUCCGGGUUGACGGACGCCGGCAGGAAGACGCGGCUCAGGCGCGUGCCCGCGCGGGUCGCGGCGAGGUACGUGCUCCACUGCUCCGUGUUGAUGGUCUCGUAG